Messenger RNA from Lathyrus oleraceus (garden pea), 1248 nucleotides. RefSeq names its product E3 ubiquitin-protein ligase BIG BROTHER. Gene Ontology annotation, cellular component: nucleus. Gene Ontology annotation, molecular function: ubiquitin protein ligase activity. The record is from RefSeq and is a predicted model, not a curated record. The transcript is spliced from 7 exons. NCBI's taxonomy places the organism in Eukaryota, Viridiplantae, Streptophyta, Magnoliopsida, Fabales, Fabaceae. The coding region runs from base 151 to 1032 and encodes 293 amino acids.
CAAAAAGAACUCAUUUCAUUUUCUCCUAUUAGCUGCCUCAAACAUUAUCUAGAUGAUUUGAGAUAUUUUCACCUAUAUUUCAUUUCAACUUUUCAUCCUUUUCAUUCAUCAAUUGAUGUGCCAUAACCAACAUUGAGAAACCCUAUUUUGAUGGAUGAUGAAAAUGGCUCACGCAAAAGGAUCAGAGGAAAUCAUCAACCUUCUAAUCCUUUGGGAAGUUCUUCUGAUUCUCCCCCUAACGAAGAACACGCUGAUGAGAUCAUUGAGAGGGACACAUCAAGCUUCCCAACGCAACCUCGAGGCAACAACAAUGGCGUUCAGGUUCCUCUUCCCACUCGUCGACAACUCCGUAGACUUGAUAUCCGUUGUGUUUCAUCAAAUCCUCCACACAGUGCUAUGAUCACUCCACAAACAAGUUCUCAAAUUCUCCAUUCGGAAGGAGUCAUGCCAGAGACACCUCUUAGCCAUCAAAUUGGGGUUGCUUUGACCGAAGAAAGGGAAAAUUUAGAGGACCAAGAUAGAAUUACUCGCAUGAAUAUCAAUGGCAUGACUUUUGAGGAGAAUGCUUUGAUGGAUGAAAUGGAAAAUCUAAUCGACCAACAUCGACAAUUUCUCUCACUUAUUGAUGAAAUGUCUAAUGAGGAUUUUUCGUUAUUUAAUGAAAUGGAAAAUCAAAAUGAUGAACAUCAAGAUAUGCGGCUGAAUAUUGAUGACAUGUCUUAUGAGGAACUUCUUCAAUUGGGUGAGAGGAUUGGAAGUGUAUCCACUGGUUUAUCAAAAGAAAUAAUUGCCAUACAGCUGAAGACAAAACUUUUUUCACCAAGUCCUGUUGCUAUUAAUUUGGAGGAAUUACCACCUGAAGAAGAUGGGGAAAAUAACUCUUGCCUAAUAUGCCAGGAGGAGUUUAAGGAUCAAGAGAAGAUUGGUGUUAUCAAAUGCAAGCAUGAAUAUCAUGCAAAUUGUAUAACACAAUGGCUGCUUUUAAAGAAUAGUUGCCCAAUCUGCAAAUUAGAAGCUUUGGAUGAUGCAUAAGAAUCUAUAAAUUCUUCGUGCAUUGAUAUCCCUUAAUAUCUCUCAAUGCACUUUUUGGAUAAUUUGACUUUUGACUUUAUUCAUAUUUUGCUAUGGUAUUAUGUAUGUUGGGUACUAGAACUUUGAAUCUAUCAACUUGCAUUUAUUUUAUCAUGUUGGAUUAAUUAUAUUAGUACUUGUUUUUAUAUGCAUGAGUUGAAUUAAAACUCGUAUACU